UUUGACCAUUCGAGUUGUCAAUUAGUGAAGGUGAUGUAUGAUAUUUUGUGCUAAUUGGUAACGUUGUUUAUACUUGUAGGGCAAAAUUCUUUUUCUAAGGCGGACUCUGAAACAAAUAACCGGUGAAUUAGGAAACUAGAGCGACACGAAUAUUUAUAAGAUUCUAUAUAUAUCAACUACAGCUGAUACAAAACAUGGCAGAGGGUCCAGUACCUCGUAGACUCAUCAGGACACAGGGCAUUAGCGGCGAAGAAAUAUGUUGUCCAAAAGGGAUCUGGACACCUGCGGAAUAUCGCGGACUUGAGCAUUUUAACAUACCAUUCACAAAAGUGCAGAAAGCUGUUACGGAAGAUAACAAGAUAAUAAUAGUUGGUGAUGGAAACAAUGUACAGUUUAAAGGCAACAAAAAGCAGUAUGAUAGUAAUAUAAAUGCAAGAUUCAGCUGGUUUUCUGUUUUCAUUAAUGAUGAAACACUCGCAGAAAUUGCCGAGAAAAGAGGACCACAACAAGAACGCGGUGACCUAUUCUUACCAGGUCGGUCGCGAUAUGGGACGGAAGUAUUUACCGUUGAUUUUGAUAAAAUAAUCCAGGAAUAUGAAACUUGCUGUAAUGGAAAAGCCCGUAUAUCUAUUCUGGGAACAUAUGUAUACAGACGAGAAGUUAUGCACGCCUAUGUUAUAGCUCCAGAAGGUUUCUUCGGUGACCAUCCACGUGUUGCGACGAGGACAGAUGAUGGAAUAUUUACUUGGAACGAUAAUCUGCAAGACAGAGAGACGAUCUUAACAUCACCAGAGCAGGGCAGGUACAAUUGGAAAACAUUUUCAACCAUUGCAUGGGAUGGCUCGUGCGAAGGCAACAGUCGAUAUAAAAAGUGGGGUCACCUGACAUUUGCCUUUUACUUAGAUUGCUUACCAAAUGAAACACUUGUCAUACCAAAUGAUAUCGGAUCUUGGGGGAAAUGUAAUGAAAGCAAACCUUUUCUCGGCACUGUUUUUCAACCUGAUGCAGAUGAUCCCAGCUCAGACGAUGACGUGUAGAGUAUUAACAGUAAUUUUCUAGUCCAGUAUUCGCCCUACUACAGUGGAUAUUUUAAUAGAGGUUAGAAAGAUACUUUAAUGUAAAUUGCUAGAAAUCUCGUAUAUACCUGAAUCGUAGCACUGCUUAUUUUAUUAUUUCAAGAGAAUUUUUAAAUAGCCGUGUGUCCUCGGCACUGAACUUCUGAAACCUGAUCUGGAUGAUAUCGACGACGACAAUGCCAUUUGUCCCAGCUUGACGGCAGUACUGAAUGUAGUGAUGAAAAUUAGCAUCAUCAGUACAGUAAUUUUCCUGUAUGCAUAAGACAUUUUCGUGCAGAUUGCUAGAAAUUCAUACUAGAGCACUGUACGUAAGAAAGUACGUACUAAAGAAGUCUUUCACAGUUUAUCAUCCUGUACUUCGUCUCAGUGUAACUUCGUAUCGGCACUGCGCACACUGACAUACCAUUUAUUAUAUAAAAAAAUCGGAGGCGGACGGUUACCAAAAAAAGCAUAACAGGUGAUAGUUAUAAUGAACAGAAAGAGUUUUUAAGGCAACGACAGUUGUAUGAUAAUAGACACAUGGUGGAUUUUGUGCGGGAUAUGUGUCUAGAGUAUGCAUACGUGUGCCAGGGGAAGAUCGAUAUUACAACAGAAGAACAGCUGGAAAAAAUCCCAAACAUUAUUUGAAAUGGUGAAUGUAUUUACUCAGCUGGCAUUAUCUUUCUCCAGGGUUGCUUGCCAACUGAAACACUUGUGUCACUAGACAGUACCGGAAAAGGAGAAAAACUUGAUUUUCACCAAAGAUUUUAGUAACUAUCAGCUUAAUCCUGAUAGGGACCGUAUCAUUGACAAUAUAUACUAGAAAGAUGUAGGAGACAGUUACUAGUAGAAAAUAAUGAUUUAACAACAGUGCGAUGCCAUUCGUGCGAGAGAAUAUUUUUUGACAAUUAAAAUUAAGCUGCAUUGAAAAAUACUUAGCAUUGAGGGAAGUACCUUUACACUAGACAUGGGUUUGAUAUACAUUCUAGUUUGUAUUUGCAGAUGCAUAUGAUCUCGAGCGGAUAUCUGUCAAAGAAAAUAACAGGACAAUGUACAGAAUCUAGCCAGGAUAUACAGUGUAGGAUUAAUUUAUUACCUUUAAAAUGUAGUCAUUUAUUUAAGUUGUAUUUUAUUUAUAAAUUAAGUUGAAUAAAAUAAUGAUGUGCAUUCAUGUAAAUGAAAUAUGUAAAAUUCAUAAUUUUUGCUGUCAUACAUUAAAGUAAUGCUAAAUA
Molecule: messenger RNA, 2287 nt
Organism: Mercenaria mercenaria
Lineage: Eukaryota; Metazoa; Mollusca; Bivalvia; Venerida; Veneridae
Exons: 2
Coding region: 195-1037 (280 amino acids)
Source: RefSeq, a predicted model, not a curated record